Penaeus vannamei (Pacific white shrimp) is the source of this 576-nucleotide messenger RNA. The record is from RefSeq and is a predicted model, not a curated record. NCBI's taxonomy places the organism in Eukaryota, Metazoa, Arthropoda, Malacostraca, Decapoda, Penaeidae.
AUGUCACAAGAAAUCCCAUUCAUGUCACAAGAAAUCCCAUUCAUGUCAAGAAAUCCCAUUCAUGUCCAAGAAAUCGUCACAUCUUCAUGUCCACCAAGAAAUCCCUUUCAUGUCACAAGAAAUCCCUUCAUGUCACAAAAAUCCCUUUCAGUCACAAAAAUCCCUUUCAUGUCACAAGAAAUCCCUUUCAUGUCACAAGAAAUCCCUCAUGUCAUCCCUUCAUGUCACAAAAAUCCCUUUCAGUCACAAGAAAUCCUUUCAUGUCACAAGAAUCCUUUCAUGUCACAAGAAAUCCCUUCAUGUCACAAAAAUCCCUUCAUGUCACAAGAAAUCCCUUUCAUGUCACAAGAAAUCCCACAAGAAAUCCCUUUCAUGUCACAUGUCAAAGAAAUCCUUUCAUGUCACAAGAAAUCCCUUUCAUGUCAUGUCACAAUCCCUUAUGUCAUUUGUCACAAGGUCAAAAGUACAAUGUCAUGUCACAAGUCCCUUCAUUGGUCACAAGAAAUCCCUUCAUGUCACAAGAAAUCCCUUUCAUUCAUCUCCCUUUCACACAAGAAAUCCCUUUCAUGGUCAUGA